This is a messenger RNA of Miscanthus lutarioriparius, 1827 nucleotides long. The record is from the annotation of a GenBank genome assembly. NCBI's taxonomy places the organism in Eukaryota, Viridiplantae, Streptophyta, Magnoliopsida, Poales, Poaceae.
AUGGCCAAGGCCAAAGACAAAUUGAAUUCAUGCUCUGACUUUGGAUUUCUUUUUACUGCAAAUUUGUCGCCCCGUGGUGAGAUGGCGAAUGGCGAACUGAGAGGCGAUCGUGUACGUGUGUUGGUAGUGGACGGCGAGGAUCGCACCAUCCGCAACUUUCUCAGCACCUGGUCGUCGACCAACAACCAAACCUGCUUCUUGCUUGGCGCUAUAAAGAAAUGGCUCGAGGCUUGCGAGCUACUUGGGCUGGGCUCGUCGCAGGCUCGAUCCAAGCCCAACUCGCCAAGAGACAAAGCAGAGCCAGAGCUGCGCGACGGAGCCCGUGUGAGUAGGCCCUACGUGUCAGGUACUCAGGGAUCAUUUGCUGCGGAGGUUUUGCUUGGGAAGAUGGCAAACAUACGUGCACUUCUGGUCGGCUUGUCGCGGGCAAGGGGUUCCUUAGCAGAGGCGGGCAGAUGUGCGUCCACGAGGCCAUCACUUCUAACAUCUCUGGGCGCACAUUACAAGAUCCCCAUGCCAGCCCGCUGGUUCUCAUCUACAGGGCUUCCUCCACAUCUGGUGGUUGGAAUGCCAGCACUAUCCCCUACUAUGAAUCAAGGUAACAUCGCGAAAUGGAGAAAACAGGAAGGAGACAAGAUAGAGGUUGGUGAUGUGAUAUGCGAGAUAGAAACUGAUAAAGCCACUCUUGAGUUUGAAAGCCUUGAAGAGGGGUAUCUGGCCAAGAUUUUAGCACCUGAAGGUUCUAAAGAUGUUCAGGUUGGACAACCCAUUGCUGUCACGGUUGAAGACCUUGAGGAUAUUAAAAGUAUACCAGCUGAUACAUCUUUCGGAGGUGAACAAAAGGAGGAGCAUUCAACAGAAAGUGCGCCACAAAAUAAAGUAGUUAAUGUGUCUGAACAAACCUCAACAGUGAGCCGGAUCAGCCCGGCAGCUAAGUUACUGAUCAAGGAACAUGGACUGGAUACGUCAUCACUGAGAGCAUCAGGCCCCCGUGGCACCCUUCUGAAAGGGGAUGUUCUGGCGGCAUUGAAGUCGGGUGUCAGUUCAAGUUCAACCAAAGAAAAGAAAGCUCCAGCUCAACCUUCGUCUCAGCCAACUCGAGAUUCCCAAGCUCAAGCAUCCCCUGUUUCACAAAAGGCUGAUACAUAUGAAGAUAUUCCGAAUAGUCAGAUACGCAAGGUCAUUGCAAAAAGGUUGCUCGAAUCAAAACAGACGACUCCACAUUUGUAUCUAUCCAAAGAUGUUGUGCUGGAUCCCUUGCUCACUUUCAGGAAUGAACUGAAAGAGCAACAUGGCAUUAAAGUUUCAGUAAAUGAUAUCAUCAUAAAGGCUGUGGCAAUUGCCUUGCGGAAUGUCCCUGAAGCAAAUGCUUACUGGAACAAUGAGAAGGAAGAAACCCAAAAGUGUGAUUCAGUUGAUAUAUCCAUUGCCGUUGCCACAGAGAAGGGCCUGAUGACCCCAAUAAUAAGAAAUGCAGAUCAAAAGACUAUAUCUGCAAUAUCCUCAGAGGUUAAGCAGCUGGCUGAAAAGGCAAGAGCUGGGAAGCUUGCACCUAAUGAAUUUCAAGGGGGAUCUUUCAGUAUCUCAAAUCUUGGGAUGUACCCAGUGGACCAUUUCUGUGCAAUCAUUAACCCUCCACAGUCUGGCAUUCUCGCAGUCGGUAGAGGUAACAAGGUUGUUGAACCUGUUGUGGACAGCGAUGGAACUGAGAAGGCUGCUAGAGUUACAAAGAUGAGCUUGACACUAUCUGCUGACCAUCGUGUAUUUGAUGGGCAAGUAGGAGAAUUCUUUGGGGGCGAAAACCACUCAAGAAAAGAGAACAUUUAG